Molecule: messenger RNA, 2967 nt
Organism: Diachasma alloeum
Lineage: Eukaryota; Metazoa; Arthropoda; Insecta; Hymenoptera; Braconidae
Gene: Sec6
Product: exocyst complex component 3
Exons: 1
Coding region: 48-2315 (755 amino acids)
Biological process (GO): exocyst localization; exocytosis
Cellular component (GO): exocyst
Molecular function (GO): SNARE binding
Source: RefSeq, a predicted model, not a curated record
ACCAAACACUUGUCAAACGCGAAACAACAAAAAAAUAAACCCUUCCAAUGUUGGACAACAAAGUCAACAUGACCGACCUGCAAAAACUGGAGGAGGAGGCCAAGGCGACAGCGACGAAACACGUGAUAAAUAUGCUGCAGCGUCCAGGUCAGUUGGAGAAGGUUGAGCAGUACAAGCGUAGAAUAGGCCGCAAAAAGGCCUCAGUGGAGACAAUGCUGAAAACAGCGAUGCAGAGUCAACUGGACGGCGUCCGAGUGGGUUUCCACCAGCUCCAGAGCUCCCUGGAGAGCAUCGGAACGAUAAAAGAGGAGUUGGACCUCAUCGGGCAGUCAUUUGGCUCAGCCCUGGACCUGUCCUCCAAGCUCCAAGCAGUCCAGGACGAAAAUAUGCGGCACUCGCAGUACGUAACAGCGAAGGAGAACCUGAAGCACAUCUUCACUGUUCCGGAGAGCGUGGAGAAGACGAAACAGUGGAUCAACGAGGGAAAAUUGCUGCACGCCCACCAGAGCCUGAUGGACUUGGAGAAUUCUCGUGACGACUUACUCUACGAACUCCACAAGCUACCGAAUCAAUCGAUACCCGACAAAGUGAUGCUGAAGGCGUACUUUGAAGACGUUGAAACGCUGUCUCAGCUGAUGGAGAAGCAGAUUCGACUGGUGCUGAGUCGAACAUUGAACACAGUUCGAAAAGAGCCCACAGUGAUUGUCACAGCCCUGAGGAUAAUCGAACGAGAGGAGAAGGCGGACCAUUUCGCCACCGAGAGACACCGCCAGAGUGGCUUCAUGCCCCCAGCGAGGCCCAAGAAGUGGAAGGAGAUGGCCAUGAAGGUCCUGGAGAAGUCUGUGGGGGAGAGGAUCGAGGGGACCCAGGCUGAGGACCGAAAAACCAAUAAAAUGUGGCUCGUGAGGUUCCUGGAGCUCACUAGGCAGCUCAUCCUCGAGGAUUUGAGGGUCGUCAAGACCCUCUGUGGCCCCUGCUUUCCCCCCAAAUACGACAUUGUCAAUAAAUUCGUUAAAAUGUACCACACGAACUUGUCGCAGCAUCUGAAGGAGCUGAUUGUUGGGGGACUCGAGGGGAAUGAGUAUGUUUCACUUCUCGCCUGGAUAAUGAAUACCUAUACUGGACCUGAGCUGAUGCAGCACCCAGAGCUGAAUAUUGACACCACUGAGAUUGGACCCCUCCUCAGCCCUGAGAUACUCAAUGAUCUUCAGGAGAAAUACCUCAGGAACAUGUGCCAAAAUUACGAGGACUGGAUGAAGAAGACUGUGGAAACUGAGAAGGUCGAGUGGUGGAGUGGAGCACUGAAUGACAGCAGCACCCAGGACACCUAUUACCACACCUCAGCGCCAGUCAUCAUCUUUCAGAUGAUCGAUCAGAAUCUCCAGGUCACCAAGACCAUCAGCACUGAUUUAACAGCGAAGGCUCUGGUGGUUUGCAUCGAACAAGUCACGAAGUAUGGGAUUAUGUAUCGUCAGGCCAUUCUGGAGUUCAAAGCCAAGCACUUCGAGGACAGAAGCCAAGUUCCGUAUUUCACCCAUCACAUGAUUACAAUUGUUAAUAACUGCCUGCAGUAUGUGGAGCUGGCUCAACAGAUGAAGCAGCUGUACUGGGUCACCAAUGCCAGUGGCGAUGCUGCUGUCAAGUUCGAGAGCCUCUUGAGUCAUUAUCAACAGUUGAGGAAUGAAGCGGCUGCUAUUUUGCUGGAGGAGUCGUUCCUGGAUCUUGAGCCACAGUUCACGGAUUUGUUGACCCCCAAAUGGCUCAAUUCACCGAUUCCUGUGGAGACCAUUUGCGUCACUCUGGACGAUUAUUUCCAGGAUUACAAUCAUCUCAGAACCAAGAACUUUGAGUAUAUUAUUACUGAGGCGCAGAAUUUAAUUGCGAAGAGGUACAUCGCUGCGAUGCUCCAGAGGAAAAUUUCCCUGAAAACUUACGACGAAUGCCUGACGUGCACCUCCAAAAUCAUGACCGAGGCGGAUAAAUUGAAGAACUUUUUCGUGAGGAUUGCCCCGAAAGUGGGAAAUUUUGACUCUCCUUUCGAAAUUAUCAAGCGACUGGCUGAAGUGCUGAGGUGUGAGGACGCUGAGAUUUUAUCCCUGGACCUGCACUCGUUGGUGGAAAAGUAUCCUGACAUGACUGAGGAUCAUCUCGUGAGGCUGUUGAGCCUGAGGGGAGACAUUUCCAGGAGUGAGGCCAGGGAGAAGGUCAGCUAUAUCCUGGAGGCCCAGAGGAACAGACGAACACCCCAAACUAUCACUAAUAGUAUUUUCAAGCACAUUGUCCUGCAGGACAGCUUCCUCAGUUGGAAGCCCUGAGGAAGAGAAUUCUUGAGGGCUAAUGGGACGUAGAGAAACUGCCAGUGUUUCCCUUAAUUAAUGUAUGAAAACUUAAGUUUUAACGGAUUUAACAGUUAAUUGAUUCAUGUGUGAUGUUUAAUCUGCAGAAUUUCAAGUUAUUUGUACGUUGUAACGAAGAGAAUGACAGGAUAUUAAAUUAUUGGGAGUCAAAUUAUUGGUAAUUGGGUUUAUGGCUUUCGUAGGGGACUUCGUAAAAAAAUGGUCAAGGAAACUUUGGGAAAGUGGAGUUUUGGUUAAUUAAACUUUUGUCAAAUUGAACUUAUCUUUUGUAAGAAUAUAAGUAAAAUGUGGGUUUGUAGGGGUUUCUAGAGUGUUAUCUGUUGGGUUUGGGUUCCUCGUGGAAAGAAUAAUCAACAUUUCUCAUUUAUUUCAUUGAAAUGGUAUUUUCUGGAGAGAUUGCUUCGAAUGUUGUGCUUUAAAUGACUGACCAUUUGUUAUAUUUUGUUGGGUUGUGGAUAUGAAUCGUUGUGUUAUUUAUUUUCUCAUGCUUAUGAAUUUGUGUCAAAUCACUUGUUAUUGAGACUCGAUGUUAUUUAUUCUGAAGACGAUAUUUACAAAUUUAGUAUUGUGCUUUGUUUAUUUUUUUUUUCAUUUUGUUAUUUUUGUUCGU